Messenger RNA from Thamnophis elegans (Western terrestrial garter snake), 4962 nucleotides. RefSeq names its product Rap associating with DIL domain (gene RADIL). Gene Ontology annotation, biological process: signal transduction; substrate adhesion-dependent cell spreading; neural crest cell migration. Gene Ontology annotation, molecular function: GTPase binding. The transcript is spliced from 15 exons. NCBI's taxonomy places the organism in Eukaryota, Metazoa, Chordata, Lepidosauria, Squamata, Natricidae. The coding region runs from base 98 to 3532 and encodes 1144 amino acids. The record is from RefSeq and is a predicted model, not a curated record. Gene Ontology annotation, cellular component: microtubule.
CUGAGCUCUUAAUUCGGGUGGGCUUCGCUGAGCUCGGCUGGGCGGCGAGGAUGCCCUCCGGGCGGCGGCGGAGACCCCGGCGGAGGAGCCACGACCCAUGACAGCCUCCUACGUGAUGUUCUACAGGUCACCUUCAACCAUGUCGCCGCCUUCCAAAAACCGAUUCAAGCGACAAAGUCGGAUAUUCUCCCAGGUCUUGUAUCGGACGCUGAGCUACAAGGACCGGGGCUCGCUGGCUGGUUAUUUGGGGGCGAACAAGGAGGACCCAUCUGAGCUCUCCACCCAAGUUUCGGCUCCUGGAGUUCUCAAGAUCUUUGGAUGUCACAUCUCUGUAGGCACUCAUUACAAGAGUGUCUUGGCCACGGGAAGCUCAAGUGCCCAAGAGCUGUUGAAAGAAGCCCUUGAGAGGUAUGGGCUCAGCAGGGUGGAUGUGGGCCAUUACGUCCUCUGCGACGUGGUCGGGACCUUUGCUGGCUCGGAGAAGCAGUGGAAGAUGGAAGGGCUGAGAAUCCUGAGGGACCACGAGAAGCCGCUCGUGAUCCAGGACCUUUGGAAGCCGCGGGAAGGUUUCUCUCGAAGGUUUGAGCUCCGGAGGAGGUCCGAAGUGGAGGAGAUGACCAAGGACAAAGACACCGUCACCGCAGGAAUUAACGCCCAGGCUCGGAAGCUCCAGCGCAACCGCACCAAAGGCACCAUGACCCUAUUGAGGGCUUACCAUACUUCGCCCCCCAGCCUUAGGCGCACCGUCAGCGAGACCAGCCUUAGCCAAGCGGGCCCACUGGAGGACCAGAAAGAGGAGGGGCCUCUUCGACGGCACUACUCAACACUGCCGGAGACCCUCCGAUGCAUGGAAGGGGUACCGGAUGGGCGAGCGGCGGCUGCCCUUGAAGAGCCGAAUGGGAGUAACACCUUGAGACUCUCCCUCUAUCAGUCCCCACAUCUGCUGCUCCUUCAGGGAUACAGCCAGCAACACGACAGGCUGGUGUACCUCUUGAACCGCGAGCAACACACCGUUGGCCAACGGACUCAAUCCAGCAAGCCGAGCAUUAGCCUCUCGGCGCCCGACAUCCUUCCUCUCCACUGCUCCAUCCGGCGGGCGAAGCUGCCCACCCGUUCUCGCCACCGCUCCGAGGAGAAGCUCAUCUUGGAACCCAUCCCGGGUGCCAGCGUCUCCAUCAACUUCUCCGAGGUGCGGAAGACGGCGGUGCUCCGUCACGGUGACCUCAUCUCCCUCGGCCUCUCCUACCUCUUCCUCUACAAGGACCCACUCAAAACUCAGCUGCUGCCCACCCAGACGCUGGUGAAGCUGAAGGCCAUGCGCCGGGCUCCCGAGCCCGAACCGUCAUCGUCGACCCCCUGCAAGAUAUGUGGUGCCCACUUCAAAGACAAGGCCUCCUCUUCCAAAAAGCAAGAGGCCCAGCCCUCCUCUGGACGGAAGAGCAGCCGGAGGAAGCUGCAGCUGGAAUUUGACAAGGCCAACGAAGACCUCCUGCUGAGAAGGAUCAUGACCCUCAUCGAUCCCACCGGAGAUGACCACAAGUUGACCCCGGCCUUUUUGCUGUGUCUCUGCAUCCAGCACUCGGCCACCCAUUUUAGGCUGGGAGACUUUGGGCAGAUGCUACUCAAGGCGACGAAGAUGGUUCAGAAGAGCGUGUGGGAGAAAACAAAUGAGCUUGCAGAAAAACAAUCCUUACACCAGGAUCCAGCGUCGCUUUCCCGCUUCACCAUCUCGGAUCUCCUCCCCGACCUUCAGCACGUGGUUUUCUGGAUGUCCAACUCCAUUGAAAUCCUGUACUUCAUUCAGCAGAAAUCCCCCGUUUACAUCCAGAACAUGGAGGAAGAGCUGGAUAUCAAAGGAUCUAAGGAAUCCCUCUUCUCCUUGACCAUCACAGCUAGUGAGGAAGCCAUGACGGUUCUGGAGGAAGUCAUCAUGUACACCUUUCAGCAGUGCGUUUACUACAUCUCCAAGUCUCUCUAUGUGGCUCUGCCCCCGUUGUUGGAGUGCAACCCCUUCCAAAGUGAAGGCCGCGACGGUUGGCUCUCCUCGCCCCCGUUGCCCGAGGAAAUCCACAAAGUGGUGUCGAUUUACCAAGCCGCCCUAGAUCUUCUCCAUCAGUACGACGUCCACCCUGAAGUCACCUCCCAGAUGUUCGCCUACCUCUUCUUCUUCUCCAACACCCUCCUCUUCAACCAGCUCAUGGAAAAAGGUUCCUCUCUGGGCUGUUUCCACUGGUCAAAAGGGGUCAGGAUAAGGGCCGCCGUGCGUCUCCUUCUGGAGUGGGCCCAGAGCGUGGGCCUGGGGCCUCUAGCAGACCAGUUCUUCGCCAAGCUCUGCAGCGUGGCCAGCCUGUUAGCCAUGCCCAAUUCUCAGCUGCUGCAGAUGUCCUGGCCCGUCUUGAGAAGCGAGUUCCCUGCCUUGAACCCGCCGCAGCUGAGUCACAUCUUGACCCAAUACCAGACGUCUUCUUCUGCCAUGGGGUGUGUCCCUGCUUGGCAGCCUGGCAACGGCGAUGCUCUGGCAGCUGUGAGGACAGAUGACAUUCUGGAAUCUUUUGAUAACCAUCCCCCCAUCAUGCUGCCCACCGGUGGGUUCAAGGUGGACCUGGAGACCGAUCAUCUCGAUGACAACGUCUACCGGCAUCUUCUGUACAUCCGCCAUUUCCUGUGGAGCCUACGCAGCAAAAGCCCGCACUCCAGCGACUCUCUGGAAGCAGAGACCCCAAAGACUGAAACGGUCAGCUGCCAAGCGACACCCCCAGCGGAGUCUGAGACAAUAGUUGGGUCGGUUGAGAGCGCCUUUGACUGGACGAAUGCCAGGAGGACGAUGAACGGUGAGAAGCCGAAGAGGGAGGAGAACGUCUCCCAGGUGACUGUUUCCAACCUGUCCACCUCAAAUUAUGGGACUUGUGAGACGCAGCUACCCAACACUCUCCAACAGCAGCAACUUGAGAGACCGAAGGGGAAGAAUGGGACCAAGCCAGUCACGGUGUCUGUGGAUUCCUCCUGUUUGUUGACUCCGCCUAACACACCUCUGAUCUUUGACUCCAUCGGCCUGGAAUUGCCCCCAGAAGCUACACCUGGGAAGGACAUCCCAGAGUCUCGGAGAAACGGACUCAACGGCACCAAAACCCCAACCCAGGAAGGAUCGUCUCCCGCGCCCUACGACUUUCCCACUCCGGCUUCUUCGAAUCGCAGCUCGGCCACUGACGAUUUUUGCUACGUCUUCGUGGUGGAGCUGGAAAAGGGGCCCAUCGGUUUGGGGAUGGGAUUGAUUGAUGGUUUGCAUACCCCUUUAAGUUCUCCCGGGAUCUACAUUCGGACUUUGAUCCAAGACAGUCCAGCGGCAACCGAUGGCAGACUCUCGAUUGGGGACCGCAUCCUUGCCGUCAACGGCACGAGCCUCGUUGGCUCUCAUUACCAGAGCGCUGUAGACCUCAUUCGAUCUGGCGGGAAGAAGCUGCGCUUCCUGGUGGCCAAGUCUGAUCUGGAAGUUGCCAAGAAGAUCAGCUAUAGUUCUUCACCUUCCCCAUAAAAGCUGGUCCAAUUACCUUCUGCAAUUCACGUACCGUUGAAGGUGCUCCAAGGAUAGCAGAGUAAGCUUGGUUGGAUCCAUCAGCAGAUGACACCCCUGGGAAGUUCCGAAGGCUGCCUGGAGUUGCAAUGGGUCAAUUUGUGUGUCUGUUUGGGGAGGGGGAGACACAGUGCCAUGCUACUCUUUUGAGACCCAGAGGUUUUCCACCAAGUGCCCCAAGAUUGACCACAAAGCAUUUUCCAAGAGGACAUGUCAAAUUGACCUUCUAGCAACUCAAAAGUACUGGGAUUUGGGGCAAAUUAUGUCCAUCUCUGCUUUGCUUUACAGUAGGGAAUUCCAUCUGGGCCACACAAUCCCUUCCAAUACUCCAAAACUUGCAAGGCUCCCAAGCUGGUUAUUUGGGACCUUCUCCUCCUUAAGGACUUCACCGGUUGCAGGUAUCUUGGCUUGCCCCCUGGGCCAACUGGCUUUUGCUGCAAUGACAAUGGGUCAAGUGAAUGGACUCGAAAGGUAGAGUAUUGAUACUUCCAUCCUGCUCUGACUCGGUGGGCCCUGAAGCUUUCAACUCUGCUUUUGGCCCUAACGGUUCUUUCUAUUCAGCUCAGGAUGGUGUGGAACCAGCUGCCUGCUCUGGGGUGUGGAAAGUCAAAAUUAGGGCAUUUUUAACGAGGUUUUGGGAAAUGAUAAUUGCAUGCCAGGAACCAAAGAUGGAUGCUUUAUAUAAAAAAAAACACGCCCUUCCUCCAGUUAAGUCGGAAGGGAAGGUUGCUAUGCACGCAAGGGAAAAUGGGCUAUUUAAACAAAAAUAGAAUGGGCCGCUCUCUCUUGCAAAUAUUUUAUUUAUUUGCAUACGGGAUUCCUGUCUUUAGAUCGUCCGCGCGACAAACCGAAAGCAAUAACAGGUUGCAGCUCUCAAAAGCAACAUGCCGGGAACUCUGGGUUGGGAUCAGGGAGUCUGAUGAAUCCCCUUUCCUGCUGAUCUUUCUUAGCUUAGCCCAGAGGUGGCGAACCUUUUCGGCACUUGCAUGGAAACAUCAUGCACGCAUGUGUUUGUGUGCUCGUUGGGGUCGCGCUCUGGAAAAGCCAAACUUCCCGAUUCUAGCACACACAUGCGCACCUGACAAUCAGCUAACUGGCACGCAUGCACGGGCUGGUUUUUGGCACUGCCACGCGCACGAAGGGAAUCACACUCCGGAAAAGCCAAACUUCCAGGUUCUGGAAUGCACGCACACCCGACAAUCAGCUGGACAGCGUGUUUUUCGGCACUGCUGUGUGCGCAAAAGACAGCUGAUCAUCGUGCGCGCAUGUGUGCCAGAAACCCAGAAGACAAAUAGGCAAGGCUGUGGGUGCCGGGCGACAUGGCUUCAUGUGCCACUUUGGGCACAGGUUCCAUAGAUUUGCCGAGGUGGCGCAGUGGGUAGAGUGCAGUA